AUGGCCGCUUUUGAUUCGAAUUCUAUUAGUGCAUUUGUUAAAUGUGUUAAUUUUGCCGCCGUUAAACACAGUUUUCAAAAAAGGAAAAAUGUAGAGCAAACACCUUACAUUAAUCAUCCCAUCGGUGUUGCUUACAUUUUAACAAACGAAGGAAACAUAACCGAUUUAGAUAUUUUACAAGCAGCUCUUCUUCAUGAUACAGUAGAAGACACUGAUACGACCCUUGAAGAAAUUGCUUCAAUUUUUGGUAUUAAAGUUGCCAAUAUAGUAAAAGAAUGUACAGAUGAUAAAAAUCUACCAAAGGAAGAAAGGAAAAAAUUACAAAUAAUAAAUUCAAAAUCAUCAUCAAGGGAAGCUAAACUAGUUAAACUUGCAGAUAAAUUAUAUAAUUUAAGAGAUUUGGAUAGGGAAACUCCUGUCGGAUGGACAUCCGAAAGAGUUUCAGAAUAUUUCAAAUGGGCUUAUGAAGUUGUCAAUGGUUUAAAAGGUACAAAUCAACAAAUUGAAUCUGAAUUAAGCAAAUUAUUCGAGAAACAUAAUAUUAGAUAA
Messenger RNA from Pediculus humanus corporis (human body louse), 549 nucleotides. RefSeq lists its product as uncharacterized. NCBI's taxonomy places the organism in Eukaryota, Metazoa, Arthropoda, Insecta, Psocodea, Pediculidae. The transcript is spliced from 2 exons. The record is from RefSeq and is a predicted model, not a curated record. Gene Ontology annotation, molecular function: guanosine-3',5'-bis(diphosphate) 3'-diphosphatase activity. Bases 1 to 549 code for a protein of 182 amino acids.